UUUAUUUUGUCAGAUAAAUAUUCUAGAUUUGGAUUCCCGUAAUUGAUUUCCUACUCUUAUACAUUUUAUUAUCACAUUUCAUAAAUACAUAUAUACAUCAUAUAUAUAUUCUAUAAAAGGUUUAUUCAUUAUUUAACAUUUUAAGUAGUGUUAUAAAUAAUUUAAUGUCAGAAUUAAAUAUUUAAACUUGCUUAAUUUUCUAUUUCAUAUAAAUAAAUUAUGAUGGAUUUUUCAACAAAUGAUUUAUUAGAAGAAGUUCUAAAACUUGAUGUUGUAAAAAAUUUGAAAGUUUCGAUACAAUCUUCUAUCAAAUAUGGAAUAAUCGUCGGUUUAUCAACAAUUGUUAGUGGUAUACUUGGUGGACCUAUUGGACUAGCAGUAGGAGGUACAGUCAGCAGUCUUAUAACAACUUAUGUUGCACAAAAUGAAUUUAAAUCUGUUCCAUAUAUUAUUUGGAAUGAAACUACUCCAGAACAAAGAAAAAAAUUAGCAGAAUUAAUAAUUAAUUUUCUUAAUUCAAAAAAUAUCAAAAAACUUACAGAUUUUGUACUUUCUCUACCCAAUAAUAUUUCAUUACAAGAAGGAUUAAUACAAAUAUUAAUAUUAUUUUUAUCUUCUGAACUAAAUAUGUAUGUGAAACAAUAAAAAUAAUGUAAGAACAAUAUAUAUUUAGAAACAAA
Messenger RNA from Apis florea (little honeybee), 680 nucleotides. RefSeq lists its product as uncharacterized. The record is from RefSeq and is a predicted model, not a curated record. NCBI's taxonomy places the organism in Eukaryota, Metazoa, Arthropoda, Insecta, Hymenoptera, Apidae.